AUGGAAUUGCACAAGUAUUCAUUACUAGUCUUAAUCUCUGUUACAGCCAUCCUCAUUCCAAAUUGUCAAAAUGCAUCAGUAGCAAAGAGAUCAGCAACGGAUGACGCAGGGAAACUCACCCAUCCAAUACAAGCAUUCGCAGAAAUACUUCAAAAGCUUCCUGAUACUUGCAACCUACCUAACUUCAACACUACCGAUAUUAAUCUAUUAGAAUAUGCUAGAAAAAAAGUUGGAGAAUCAAGAUUUAUAGAUGCCGUCACAAAAAUGAUAAUUAGUGAUUUGGCUAAAAAUAAUCAAAAAUUAUUGUUACAUCAAUUUAUUUUAUAUCCAAAAAUUUUGAAUACGUCUCUGUCGCUCAGGAAUGUAUUUAUCAACAGGAAUAGCAAGAAUGCCUCUGUACAAGAAUCAAAAGCAUUAUUCAGAUAUUACUUAGCACUAGCUACUAAUAUAACUGCUAAAUUUGAUGACAAGAUUCUUACAAAGGGAAGUAGAGAAUGCAAAUCUUUAUUGUUAAAGGCCAAUUAUGUGAUUUAUUAUGUAAAACAGCUAUUUAACUUCAAUGAAAACAGUAGCCCUAAAUUCCUUAUCCAAGACAAAAAAAAAUUAGGAUUUGGCCUUGUUUAUAUGACAUCUCCCCAAAGUGGUAUUUCUUCGCGUAUGCAUCUAGCUUUACUUUAUCAAAUUUUGGAGGAAUUCAUCAGCCCGUAG
Molecule: messenger RNA, 708 nt
Organism: Trichoplax adhaerens
Lineage: Eukaryota; Metazoa; Placozoa; Uniplacotomia; Trichoplacea; Trichoplacidae
Exons: 1
Coding region: 1-708 (235 amino acids)
Source: RefSeq, a predicted model, not a curated record